GGUUGUGGUUUGAAGAGGAUUCCUCCUACACAUCAAACACACCCACGUGCAUGUCACAGUCUAAAUAGAUCCACAGUGCCACCUGAUAAUGUAGCAGAGAGAGAGGUAGGCUGCCAGGUCAACUCUGUUUAUCAGAACGUCAGAGGAGGAGAGAAGUGAGUGAUGAAAGAAGAUAGAGAGCUGAGAUGACAGCUGGCUGAUGGAGGGAGAGAUAGAGGUCUGGAGGCUACGUGUGAGGGAGAAAUGAGAAACGUCAGUAGCUGCAACAAGCUAAACCCAGACAGACAGAACAAGACACAACAGAGUAUGGCAGAAACCCCAGCAGAGCCUCAGAUUGACUGUGAGCUGCAGCCCCCAUCUAAUACCCUUUCUGAGCCUCAGCUCCAGUCCCAACUACAUCCUCUCUCUGAGCCCCAGCCACUACCCCAGCCUUGGCCCCAGCCCCUACCCCAGCCGGAUAGCCUUCAUGAGCCCCAGCCUGAUACCCUCCCUGAGCCCCAGCCCCAGUCUGAAGAGGAGGUGAAGCCCUGGAUGUGGACACGUCACCGCGUACUCCUUCUCUUCCUCCUGACAUCCUCCUUCUGCGCCUCCAUAGUGGGUCUGGCCUACUACUCCCAGCAGCACCUCCCACCAGAGAGCACACCGCCAGCCUCUCCUCCAUGUACCUCCCCGGCUUGUCAGAGGGCUGCCGCCCGUCUUUCCAUCUCAGUCGACCCCUUCUCUCAGCCCUGUGACUACUUCCUGUUUCCCUGUGGGUCUGAAGGGGCGUCUCUGUCCAACAGGGGGAGACAGAGGGGCAAGGGCAUGCCCCUACACCCACAGGGCCACAAGAGCAGGGCAGCACAAGCAGAGAAAGAUAGAGAAAGAGGGAGGAAGGAGAGAGAGACAGGCACGGACAUAGUAGAAAAGGCUCCAGCAGACAGAAUGCCAGACAGACAGACUGCACUACUGCUGACAAUGAGGGAGAUUUUGGCUGAGGACCGCUCCAGCCCGGGUAACUCAGCGAAGCAGAAGGCCUGUAUGUUCUACCGUUCCUGUAUGGACACUGGCCCCACAGAGACCGCCGGGCCAGAACCUUUCCUCAGGCUACUCCACAAGCUGGGUGGCUGGGCUGUAUCAGGCCGGUGGAACCAGACAGAUUUCAACUCCACUCUGUCUCUACUGAUGAGAGACUAUGGCACCUUCCCAUUCUUUAGUGUUUAUGUGGGCAAGGAUCCUAACGACACUCAAGGAGACAAGCGAUACAUUCAGAUUGAUCAGCCGGAUUUUCAGAUACCUACUGAAUGGAGCAGCAAGACUCAGAAGUCCAAAGCUAACACGCAGAUCCUGCGUCUGUUCCUGGCCUCGUAUCAGAGGUUGCUGGGCCUGUUGGGCUCUCCCUCCAGCAGCACCAGUCUCCAUAUAGGCCUGUUCAUCUCUCUGUCCUCUGAACUGGCUGUAGCUGCCUCUCCUCUGCCGCAUCGCCUGCAGCAGGGGCUACUGUACCAGCGCAUCACCAUCAAAGAGCUACAGACCCUGGCCCCUGCCAUUGAUUGGCUGGGCUGUCUACAGACCACCUUCCAUCCCCACCCUGUUAGCCAAUCGGAUCACGUCCUCCUGCACAACCUCCCUUACAUAGUCCACAUGUCCCGCAUCAUCGGCAAAUGGCUGAACAAGCAUGAAUUGAGUGGGAGUGGCCCUCUUCACACCUUCAUGGUCCUCAGUCUCCUCCACACUGUCAUACCCGCGCUGGACUCCAGGUUCACUCAGACAGAGAGGAAUUUCUCCUUAGCUCUGGGGACUACAGAGGAGGAUGUCCCUCGCUGGAGGCAGUGUGUUCUGCAGACUGAGAAAGGGUUUGACACGGUACUAACACACCUACUGAGAGAGACUACCGCAUACACAGAGGCAGAGGAGCUGAUUCAGAAUGUCUAUUCCUCCAUCAAGUCCAAACUACCUGAUCUCAGGUGGAGAGAUGAGGAGUCUCGCAUGUCUGUUUUGAAUAAGAUUCAGUCUCUAACUCCAAGACUUUCAACUAAAAACAACAUUUUCAGUGAAGCUGAACUCAACCAACUGUAUUCAAAGGUGACAAUUGACAAACACAAGUAUUUCUCCAACUACAUCCAGUCUCUCUCCCUCCAGCGCCAGGGAUCAAACAAACUCUUUUCCCAGACUGAAGGAGAUGAUAUUUGGUCAAUCACUCCAUUUCUCUCCGACAAUGAGCUAGUCUUUCCCAUGGGGAUGUUUGUCCAGCCUCUCUUCCAUCCUACAUAUCCCAGGGCCAUCAACUUUGGGGUUUUGGGGUCUUUGAUGGCCAAAGAUAUUCUCCAUCUCCUUCUCCCCAACAUCCAUUCUCAGAGUGUGUCUCCCAGGUCCAUAGCAGAGUGUGUGCGGUACCAGUACCUGAGUAUGACAGAGGGACCAGGGAGAGAGGGGGCGUUCUCGCUGUCACCGGCACAGCAGCAGGAGAUGUGGGUGCAGUACUCUGCUCUGCAGAUUGCACUACAGGCUUACAAUCAGAGUUUGAAGAAGUAUCCUGGUGACUCCUCUCUCUCAGGCCUCUCUCACACUCAUCUGUUCCUUACUUCAUUCACUCAGAUCAACUGCGACUCUGACCCGUACCAUGAGUUCAUGCCCUUUGAACCUUCCUUUCUGGUUACUGUCAUCUGUGGGUACUCUGACCUCUGCCCUAAGACCCUCUCCUGCCCCAACAAACCCCAGCAGCACCUCUUAGGGACAUGCUGACCUACAGAUCUACAGUAACAUCUCCUACUAAACAAAAAAUGCAGAGCCAUUGAUGAACACACAAGACUGUGAUUUUAACAGAUCGGUGUCCCCACGCGGGACGGUUGAGCUAAAGUAAGCUAAUGUGAUUAGCAUGAGGUUGUAAGUAACAACAACAAAGGAAUCCCAGGACAUAAACAUAUCUGAUAUGGGCAGAAAGCUUAAAUUCUUGUUAAUCUAACUGUCCUGUCCAAUUUACAGUAGCUAUUACAGUGAAAGAAUACCAUACUAUUGUUU
Salvelinus namaycush (lake trout) is the source of this 3000-nucleotide messenger RNA. RefSeq names its product Kell metallo-endopeptidase (Kell blood group) (gene kel). NCBI's taxonomy places the organism in Eukaryota, Metazoa, Chordata, Actinopteri, Salmoniformes, Salmonidae. Gene Ontology annotation, biological process: protein processing. Gene Ontology annotation, molecular function: metalloendopeptidase activity. The record is from RefSeq and is a predicted model, not a curated record. Bases 244 to 2724 code for a protein of 826 amino acids. The transcript is spliced from 17 exons. Gene Ontology annotation, cellular component: plasma membrane.